This is a messenger RNA of Penaeus monodon (black tiger shrimp), 804 nucleotides long. RefSeq names its product putative inorganic phosphate cotransporter. Gene Ontology annotation, biological process: monoatomic anion transport. NCBI's taxonomy places the organism in Eukaryota, Metazoa, Arthropoda, Malacostraca, Decapoda, Penaeidae. Gene Ontology annotation, molecular function: transmembrane transporter activity. The record is from RefSeq and is a predicted model, not a curated record.
CCGGGACCUUUUCCGUGGAGAGACAUGAUGACGUCACUUCCGGUCUGGUCGCUUAUAAUAGUGCACGUCGGCCACAACUGGGGCUCGUACACGCUCAUGACGCAGAUACCGACGUAUCUCAAGAAUAUUCAGCAUUUCGAUAUGAAGAGUAACGGCCUGCUCUCGGCGCUGCCUUACCUGGCCAUGUGGCUCUUCAGCUUAGGGUUCAGCAUCUUCGUGGACGCGAUGUCUUCCAGGCUGUCCAUCCUCAACGUCAGGAGGAUCGCCAUGGCCGUUGCCUCGUACGGGCCCAUGUUCGGCCUGGUGGCCAUGUGUUUCGUGAACUGCGACGGCAUCAUGGCCAUGGCCGUCCUCUGCACCGUCGUGGGCAUCAGUGGCUCUCUGUACUCGGGGUACAUGUGCUCCCACCAGGACCUGGCGCCCAACUUCGCCGGGACGCUGUUCGGAGUCACCAACACGCUGGCCAACAUCCCGGGUUUCGCGGCGCCGCAGCUCACGGGCGCCAUCACCUACGGCAAUCAAACCCUGAGUGCCUGGCGAAGGGUAUUCCUCCUGUCGGCUGCCAUCUACUUCGUCAGCUGCACGGUCUAUCUCCUCUUCAUCAGCGCCGACGUCCAGCCCUGGAACGAACCGCGGCGAGGGGCGCAGAAGAUGGCUCUAUCAGAAGGCACUUACUGCUUGAAAUAUUUUCGAAAAGGUGUUGCAUCGGAGGCAAAUGCAUCCCAGCUGUGUAAUUGUGAGGUUAUGAGACUGUUAGAGAGUGAGGGUGACGGUGCAGGAAUACAGACUCAAGGACAGAGAUAA